This is a messenger RNA of Populus trichocarpa (black cottonwood), 3043 nucleotides long. RefSeq names its product MDIS1-interacting receptor like kinase 2-like. Bases 19 to 2922 code for a protein of 967 amino acids. Gene Ontology annotation, molecular function: protein kinase activity; ATP binding; protein binding. NCBI's taxonomy places the organism in Eukaryota, Viridiplantae, Streptophyta, Magnoliopsida, Malpighiales, Salicaceae. The transcript is spliced from 2 exons. Gene Ontology annotation, biological process: protein phosphorylation. The record is from RefSeq and is a predicted model, not a curated record.
UCUCUUGAAAAACACACCAUGACGACGUCCUUACUAGACAAACCAUUCUUCUCCUUUCUCCACAUCCUGUUUUUGCUCCUUCACAUAUUCAGCUUUUCUUCUUUCUUUGCUUUAGCUAAACACACUUCCUCCCCAACUUCACCAUUUGGUAAUAAUAAUACAGAAGCUGAGGCUCUUCUCCAAUGGAAAGCCAGUCUUGACAACCAAAGCCAAUCUCUCCUUUCUUCUUGGGUCGGCAUCAGCCCUUGCAUUAACUGGAUUGGAAUCACCUGUGACAAUUCUGGAAGCGUCACCAUUUUGAGCCUUGCAGACUUUGGCUUGAGAGGUACGCUUUAUGAUUUCAACUUCUCGGCCUUCCGUAAUCUUUUUGGUCUUGACCUUCCGAACAAUUAUCUUUUUGGAACCAUCCCACGUGAAAUUGAAAAAUUAAAAAAUUUAUCUGUCCUUGGUCUUUGUAGGAACCAACUCUCUGGUUCCAUCCCUUCUUCUAUUGGAAAAUUAAGAAAUUUAUCUUUGCUUUACCUUUAUCGAAACCAACUCUCUAGUUUCAUUCCUCAGGAAAUUGGGUUGCUAGAAUCUCUCAAAAAACUUGACUUGUCAAAUAAUGUUUUAACUGGUGAAAUCCCUUAUUCCAUUAGAAAAUUAAAAAAAUUAUCUUUUCUUGGCCUUUACCGGAACCAACUCUCUGGUACCAUCCAUUCUUUUAUUGGUAACAUGACAAUGCUCACUAAACUUUUUCUAGGUCACAAUAAUUUAUCUGGAUGUGUUCCUUCAGAAAUAGGACAACUUAUAUCCCUUGUGGACUUGAGAUUACAUGAGAACAAAUUUCACGGCCCAUUGCCCUCAGAGAUGAACAAUCUCACCCAUUUGAAGUAUUUGUCUUUGGGUAUCAACGAAUUCACGGGUCAAUUGCCACUAGAUUUAUGCCAUGGAGGAGUAUUGGAAGACUUUAUUGUUGACCACAACUAUUUCUCAGGUUCAAUCCCGAAAAGCUUGAAAAACUGCACUAGUUUAUACCGAGUAAGCCUUGAUUGGAAUCAAUUAACAGGAAAUAUUUCUGAGGUUUUUGGUGUCUAUCCACAUCUGGAUUAUAUUGAUUUGAGUUACAAUAAUUUUUAUGGUGAGCUUUCUUCAAAAUGGGGAGAUUAUCGUAACAUGACAAGCCUAAAAAUCUCAAACAAUAAUGUUUCUGGUGAGAUACCACCAGAGCUUGGGAAGGCUACUCAAUUGCACUUGAUAGAUCUGUCAUCAAAUCAGUUAAAAGGAGCCAUCCCAAAAGAUUUAGGGGGUUUGAAGUUGUUGUACAAGCUUCUCCUUAACAACAACCAUCUUUCAGGUGCCAUUCCCUUAGAUAUUAAGAUGCUUUCCAAUCUUCAAAUCCUUAAUUUAGCAUCUAAUAAUCUGAGUGGAUUGAUUCCGAAACAACUUGGGGAAUGCUCGAAUUUAUUGUUGCUGAACCUCAGCGGUAAUAAAUUUAGAGAAAGCAUUCCAGGUGAGAUAGGCUUUCUCCUUUCUCUUCAAGAUCUUGAUCUUAGCUGCAAUUUCCUGACUCGAGAGAUACCGAGGCAACUUGGGCAACUGCAAAGGUUGGAAACUCUGAAUGUCUCUCACAACAUGCUUUCUGGACGGAUUCCGAGCACUUUCAAAGACAUGCUAAGCUUAACAACUGUGGAUAUAUCAUCCAAUAAGCUACAAGGCCCCAUUCCCGAUAUCAAAGCCUUCCACAACGCUUCAUUUGAGGCAUUAAGGGAUAAUAUGGGUAUAUGUGGCAACGCCAGUGGUCUGAAGCCGUGCAAUCUUCCAAGAAGCAGCAAAACUGUUAACAAACUUGUGGUUUUGAUUGCACUCCCUCUUUUAGGAAGCUUGCUUUUAGUGUUUGUUGUGAUUGGAGCUUUAUUCAUUCUCUGCAAAAGAGCUAGGAAGAGAAACGCUGAGCCAGAAAAUGAACAAGAUCGAAACACAUUCACGAUAUUGGGCCAUGAUGGGAAGAAGUUGUAUGAGAAUAUCGUCGAAGCUACAGAGGAAUUCAACUCCAACUACUGCAUUGGCGAAGGAGGAUAUGGAACUGUUUAUAAAGCAGUGAUGCCAACAGAACAGGUGGUUGCUGUGAAGAAACUUCACCGGUCACAAACAGAAAAGUUGUCCGAUUUUAAAGCUUUUGAAAAGGAAGUUUGUGUGUUGGCAAAUAUUCGACAUCGAAAUAUUGUGAAAAUGUAUGGAUUUUGCUCACAUGCAAAGCAUUCUUUUUUGGUUUACGAGUUCAUUGAAAGAGGAAGCUUGAGAAAGAUUAUAACCAGUGAGGAACAAGCAAUUGAGUUCGAUUGGAGGAGAAGGCUAAACGUUGUGAAAGGGGUGGGUGGAGCUUUAUCCUAUCUACACCAUUCUUGCUCUCCUCCGAUCAUUCAUCGAGACAUUACCAGCAAUAAUAUCCUUCUGGAUUUGGAAUAUGAAGCACACGUCUCCGACUUUGGCACAGCUAGACUGUUGAUGACUGACUCAUCCAAUUGGACCUCAUUUGCAGGUACUUUUGGAUAUACUGCUCCAGAGCUAGCUUACACAAUGAAGGUGACUGAAAAAUGCGAUGUCUAUAGCUUCGGAGUGGUAACAAUGGAGGUGAUGACAGGAAGGCACCCAGGCGAUCUCAUUUCAGCACUCUUAUCACCAGGAUCUUCGUCAUCAUCGUCGAUGCCACCGAUUGCUCAACAUGCACUAUUGAAGGAUGUGUUAGACCACCGCAUCUCGCUUCCUAAAAAAGGAGCAGCAGAGGGCGUUGUCCACAUGAUGAAAAUUGCACUUGUAUGCUUGCAUGCCAAUCCUCAAUCUCGGCCUACAAUGGAAAAAAUUUCUUUCGAGCUUACAACUAAGUGGCCUCCACUGCCUAAGGCAUUUUGCACAAUAAGUUUGGGAGAUCUCUUCUCAUAGUGUAUAGCUAGCUACUUCUAUUCGAUUAUCAAUUGGAACAAUAGUUAUUUGUAAUAUGAAUUUUUCAUCGAAAUUUUUUUCUUUCAAAUUAUGUUGGCACUGUUUUAUGCGUUAGAAUUUG